ACCUGUGUUGUGGUGACAGCAACUGCCUGUGGUUCAUACCUUCUGUUUGCUCUGGGAUUACCAGCAGGAAUGUUUUCCUGGCUGCUCAGGCUAUGUCAGAAAGAGAAUGGCGAUGAAGGAGAGACCAGACCAACGGAGAAGGAAGAGGGAAUCCUUUCUCAUGAAAAAGGAAGAAGGAAGUCAUUCUUGAGAAGGCACAGGUCUGCUAGAAAUACUUCAACCCAAAAUUCCAAAAUGACUAAGAAGAGAUCAAAAAUAAAUGAACUAGAAGAACUGAAAUUAGAUAUGAGGAAGAUCAGCAAUGACAUGGAGGAAAUGUGUGGAAUCCUGAACCUUUACAUGUAUGAGGAUUUGAACUACAGGAUGAACACUGAAUUCAACAUCAUUAAAUCACAACAUGAGAAGACAAUGUUGGAUAUGGAUAAAAUGACCCAGUCCAUAAUUAUUUCCAUGAAGUUCUCCGAGGAACUGUUAAAAGAUAACUAUUCCUACAGCAUCAAGCAGAAACACCGCCUCCGUGAGUGCACUCAACUAAAGGAAAAAGUGAGGAUAUUACUGAAUGAGAACAGAAAGCUGCUGGUGGAGCAGGCUGGAACGCAAGUGUCCCAUGGGGAAGAAAAGAGGUUCUGUGAGGAGGCCAGCAAGAACAUCUGUGCCUCAAGUGCCAAGGAGCAGCAGGUGUGAUCAUGAAAUCCCACAGAUAUCAGACCCAGAUGGAUCUCUGCAUUCUUCACGGGACCUGGGCUCCAUAGUUUCUUCUGAGCCAGACUGCACUACAAAGUCCAUCAUAAAUUCAUUGUGGAGAUUGUGUCCAACUCUCUGGAUAGGAACUUAAUGUUGGAAAACUUACCCAUGCUGCAUCCUUGUUGUCAAAUAUUUAGCUACUGUGAAAAUUCUGUGGAUGAUGAUAUUGAACACAUUAAUGGCAAAUACAUCAGUAUUUCUGUAAUAACUGUCAUUAAUUAAAAGCAUAGUCUAAGGGAAUAAAAAGCUGUCAGAAAA
This is a messenger RNA of Mus musculus (house mouse), 1002 nucleotides long. RefSeq names its product predicted gene 3012. Bases 70 to 684 code for a protein of 204 amino acids. NCBI's taxonomy places the organism in Eukaryota, Metazoa, Chordata, Mammalia, Rodentia, Muridae. The record is from RefSeq and is marked validated. The transcript is spliced from 5 exons.